AAGUUAGUUUUGAGAAGGAAUGCCAAACACCAACUAAAAAGAAAUUACAUAAAUCAUUUGAUAGACGGAGUUGAUCAGGCGGAGAUCCAACAAAUCCAUCGGGUUUCAAUUAUGAAUGACGAUUACGAGGCUGAGCAGAAGAAGCAAAGUGCUGCCGAUGUUAUGUUUCAGUAUUCGAAUUUUGUAAUGGCAUGUGUUGGAUUUCAAGCUCGGCCUUGUGACAUGAGAUUGCAUUUGAUGAAGGAGAUAUCGGGGAUGCCAUCUUCACUAAAAAGGGAGACAUCCCAAGUGGCUGCAUCUCCAGAUGCAAUGGGGGAGACAUCAAGCUCUGGUACUGCAAGACUUGACAAAGCCGACAGUUUUCGCGCGUUGUAACUUUUUAUCGGCUGCUGGGUUGGGUUUUAAUCAAGACUGUUUAUAGAGAUUAUGUAUAUGAUUGUUGGUUUUUUUAACCAGGAGUUUGUUAAUGGAUAAAACGUUUUAAAUCAUUUUAUAAUAGAUUUAUGUUAAUACUUUA
Molecule: messenger RNA, 517 nt
Organism: Helianthus annuus (common sunflower)
Lineage: Eukaryota; Viridiplantae; Streptophyta; Magnoliopsida; Asterales; Asteraceae
Exons: 3
Coding region: 112-375 (87 amino acids)
Source: RefSeq, a predicted model, not a curated record